CUGGAGAGGUGGCCGUCACAGCCAGGUAACCCAGAAGCAAAGUUGUCUAAUUAAAAGGAGCAGGUAAACUGGGAGCUUUAACCUUUGUCCCACGGUGAAUUGUCAAGCUGUCUACUUUGGUGAGUUCUUCAGGUUUACCUAUGUUUGAUGCAGAUGGAAACUAAGGAAGCUUUUGGAAAAGAGAACAUGGGAACCAAGAAAAAGAAUUUGACCUUUCUGAGACAGAGACUCUACAUGUUGGAGAGGAGGAAGACUGACACUCUUGUGGAGAGCAGUGUUGCUGUGGACCACAGUAAUUCGGGCCCCUUGAGGAGAAGUCAGUCUGACAGAACUGAAUACAACCAGAAAUUGCAAGAAAAGAUGACACCCCAAACUGGAGCCUCUGCACCUGGGCCCCCAGCCCAGGAUGAACAGCAGCAGAUAAGGAGAAUGAUGGCAAAGAGGUCGAACAUCAUCAAAGAACUGAUACAGACUGAAAAGGACUAUCUCAAUGACCUGGAGCUAUGCAUUAGGGAAGUAGUUCAGCCCCUGAAAACCAAGCAGAUUGAUAGAUUUGAUGCAGACGGCUUGUUUAGCAACAUCCAAUCAGUGCAUCAGAUAUCAGUUAAGUUGCUGUCCUUGCUGGAAGAAGCCACAAAAGACGUGGAACCAGACAUGCAAGUAAUCGGGAGAAUCUUCUUGCAAAUUAAAAGCCCUCUUGAAGACAUCUAUAAAAUCUACUGCUAUCACCAUGAUGAAGCCCACACUAUACUUGAGUCCUAUGAAAAGGAUGAAGAACUGAAACAACAUAUGAGACACUGUAUCCAGUCCUUAAAGAAAAUAUACCUGGAACAAGGCAAACCCAAUCUGCUGGAUAUGGGAUCCCUGCUCAUCAAGCCAGUUCAGCGGGUGAUGAAGUAUCCUUUACUGCUCUGUGAACUGCGGAACUCAACUCCUCCUUCUCACCCAGAUUACAAAGAGCUGGAAGAUGCCUUAGCUGCAAUGAAAGACAUUAAUGUGAACAUCAAUGAAUUUAAAAGAAGGAAAGAUCUGGUUCUGAAAUACAAGAAGAAUGAUGAAGAUGAAUCCCUCAAAGAUAAAUUUUCCAAACUGAAUAUCCAUUCAAUUAGCAAGAAAUCCAAAAGGGUGACUAAUCAUCUAAAGAUUUUGACGAGAGGAGAAUCUCAGGUGAAAGACAGAACCUUUAACAGAGAAGAAAAACUGUUUAGACAUUUAGAAAAAACCGUCAGGAAUUGUGUGAAGAACAUUUCAUUCUGCCUUCAACACAUACAGGAUGCCAUGCCCCUAGCUGCCCAGACUGUGACAGAGCUGCAUGUUAUUUCAUGUGACAAGGAUGCUAAGGACAGUGACUAUUCAGCUACCCUAAGCAAGCUCCCAAAUCCUUGUGAAGAUUUUGUGGCUCACUUACACAGGCUGGUCCUGACCCCACUAUUGGCCCUGCAGUCCUUAUUUCCAGGACCCCAGAAACUCAUCCAGAAGCGCUAUGACAAACUGCUAGAUUACAAUGGCUAUACACAGUGCUCAGCAGGUGAUGACUCAGACCUGGCAAGGAAGGACUAUGAAGCUCUUAACGCUCAGCUUGUGGAGGAGCUCCAGGUGUUCAAUCAAGCUGUUCGGCAAGUCCUGCUGAAUUGUCUCUACUGUUUUGUCACCCUCCUCAGGGAUCUGAUGUUCAUAGCCUUGAAACCUUAUUCCACAGUCAUGCCACUAUUACCGCUCCCAUCCAGCAUCAAUAAAGCUCAAAAUCGAAUAAUAGAAGAGGUUCAUAGCCUGAAUUUUGUAAAGGACAACAGUACAACUUUUAUUGAAAGAAAGCUGAGCUUUGAAAAGAAGAAACCUGGGCCCACUUUGUCAGAUAUGCCCCGUCAGACUGAAAACCAUCGUUCCCAGCUUUUAGCAACCUACAGCCUGGAGGCUCUCUACCAAGCAAAGCGUAGGUGUAAUGCUACACAGGAACAUGACAUUGACCUUCUGGAAGGAGACCUGGUGGCUGCUGUGGAGCAGAAGGAUCCAUUGGGAAGCACAAGUCGGUGGCUUGUUGAUGCUGGAAUUGCCAAAGGCUUUGUAUAUGCUUCCUUCCUGAAGCCCUACAAUCCAGCCAAAGUGCAGCAGGCAGACAGGGAGCACUGGUUCUGUGAGGAGGACUUUGAUAACAUCAGCCUCUUUGUGUCUUCAUGGCCUGUCAGCCAUAGUAUCACCCACACCUGGGAAGAGAGUACAAGUGACAGUAGCUCCUCUCUCAAUGGUAUAUGUGGAAAACCUGAAGCAGAUGGAGUUGACACAGACUCUGUCCAGGAUGGGGAUGAACAGAUAUUCUAUGCUGUUCAUGCAUUUCAAGCCCGAAGUGAACAUGAGCUCAGCCUCCAAGAAUACCAACGGGUUCACAUUCUUCGAUUUUGUGAUCUGAGUGGCAAUAAGAUGUGGUGGCUAGCUGAAGCUCAAGGACAGAAGGGAUAUGUGCCCGCCAACUACCUGGGAAAGAUGACAUAUGCUUAAAAAACAAGUUCCUGGAUAAUUUCUUUAGUUUCCUGUCAAAUCAAGAGAUCAACUAACUACCUCUUACAUAUCUGAUAUGAAGUUUCUCAGUGAGGAAAGUACAUCAAACACCAAAGAAAUAAAUCAUCCAGCUACUAAGACUGGUACCUUGCCAGAUACUAUGGAGGUUCUGGCAAGAUCAGCUCAUAAGUAUCUUAGGAUAUAUAGAUGUUGAAGUAAAUGCGAAACCAAAAUUCAAUGAAAAAAAUUAAUAAACCCAUCAACUCUUUGUAUUCAUCUUAAGAAACUUUUUUUUUUUAAACCAAACAAACUUUUUUAGGAAUAAUCUUAAGGCAGGAUCAAUAUAUCUUAUUGUAAUUCUGAAAGGCUGAAUAUAUAUGAAAUAAGCUUUUGUCCAAACUGAUAUAUUUAUAAAUUUCUAACUGUAAACGAGCCUAAAGAGCAUAUAAUUCAAACUUCCUCAUUUUACAGAGAAGGGAAGUAAUUUGUUUAAGAUAGAGAAAUUCUAAAUUCUGGCCUAAAUUUGAGCCCUGGUCCACUGUACCAUAUUGUUUCACCUAGACAUUUUAUCUUCUCAAAGUUAUUGGUCAUAGGGCAUUAAAAAAAUUAAAGUAAAAUAGACCAGUUAACAAUCAAUAAAAUAUCCCCAAUAUAAAAGCACAGGGGCAAAAAAGAUGAAAAAUUAAAAUAUUACUGCCCAUACAAACAAGCAAGUACAGUUGAUGAAUGCUUACGAUAUUGUGAAUUACCAUAUCUACUGAAAAAGAACACUUAUUCUAAUUCUCCCCUCCUUUGUAGUAUGUAAAUGUACAUACAGUAACACACACACACACACACACACACACACACACACACACACACUUUUCCAAAUAAAAGCUUUCUUAAUAUUAACUCAGAGGAAGUAGUAGUUCUUAAGCUGGUUUAAUUUAAAAAAUAUUUUUUCUGAUUAUUUUGUAAAAGUGUUUUCAUCAUAUUCUUUCUUAUAUUUAGAAAACAAUGGCUUUUAAAUGUUAAGCUUAAUUGGUGAAACCUCAGUGAAAAAUACUAGAAAAUUUGGAAAAACAAUUAUCAUGUUAACUGAUCUGAACAAAGCCUUAAAUAUCAUUAUUUACCCAUUUGUUCUUGUAUGUAGUUAGCUUUGAGGAUAGUUUUUAUUGUAAAUAAAUGUUCAUGGUCAUUGGAUCUUAUCCAGUACAGGGGAAAGAACAUUGGCCCUUUAGUCAGAGGAAGUGGAUUCAAAUAUUACCUCUCACUUAAUACCUACAUGACCUUAAUUUCCCUAGGCCUGUUUCCUCAAAUAUAAAAUGAAGAGGUUAGCCUAAAUAAUUUCAGAUCACUAAAGUUAGAAAUUUUAGUUCUAUACUCACAUGUCAAAUAGAUCUGUUCCUUGGGAUUUCAUGUCUAUUUGAUCAAGAUACUUCAUAAAAAUACUAAUAUAAAUAAGCCUUUGGAAAAAUACAAUUUUGAAAUCAAUUUAAAUUUGGCCAUUUUAUUGGCUUUUCUUUGACAUACAAUAAGAAGUUUUAGUAGCACCAAAAAUUUACUAAUUGAAUGUUAAUUUUCAAAAUUUGGAUGAAGCUGGCUCAAAAAUUCUUAAUGAAAUUCACUGGGAGUACAAAAUCUACUUUGUCACAAUAUAGUUAUAUGUUUCAAGGAUCUGUAAUUUUGUCAACAUGGGUUCUCAUUCCAUUGACCCAAAACAGACAUCUGAGAACUGCUGUAAUUGUAAAAUUCAUCUUCCUUGAAACCAGUCUGGCAUUGAGUAUUUUUGAAUUGUUUCUUUGGCCUUCAGAUGUCAAAUAUUUUUGGAGUCUUUUAAGCUUGGUAGGUCUUGCUCCAAUUUGUGGUCAAUUAGGAUGGCCUUGAAAAUUCUGGGUCACAUUUAUGACAUAAUAAAGUUUUAGGAGUUGGUUUUGGUUGAGAUAUAAAUAAAUUUAAGAAUCCACAAAGCAAAAUAAAAUUUUUUUUACAAGAUUAUAAGAUUAUUAUUAUUAUGCAAGAUUAGCUUCAGGUUACUAUGAAAAUCCUGGAAUUUCUUGGUGUGAAUUGGAUAUCUCAAUCUAAUGUUUAUAUUCAUACAAUUUUUGAGGAUUAUGUUUUUAGAAUAUUUUGCUAUUUACUUUAGAUCAUUUAUAUAUUGCAUAUACAAAUAUGUACCAAAAUAUACAUAUAUAACAAAUAAAUAUAUACCAAAAAAGAGAUAAAUCUUGAAGUAAAAGUCUUUUGUACUACCACAUGACUUAAUAUGAUUUUCCUUGACUUUCAAAGGUAUAUAAAUUCAGGAAAACCUAAGGAAAAAAGUAUGGUGAACAUUUAAAUGACUGCCAUUUCAUUCUAAUUUGGGGUAUAACAUGGUGCUGUGUAGAAAAUCUUGAUCUUAGAGUCAGAUGACCUGAAUUCCAAAUUCCAAUUUUGCCACUUAAUGAUUGUGUGACCUUGGACAAAUUACUUUUACCUCUUAGGGGCUCAGUUUCCUCACUUGUAAAGGGAAGUGUUUGAAUUAGAUGGUAAAGUCCUUUUGAGUUCUAGAGCUGUGAUCUUAAUAAUGAUGCAAAUUCUGAGGAUAUAUACCUAUAUAUGUGUGUAUGUAUAUAUAUAUAUAUAUAUAUUUCCUGAAGAUAUAUACUUCUGUGUAUAUGUGUAUAAGAUUUGAGUUUUCUUAUGUUCUAUCCCUUUUAAAAUUAUUUGUGAUUUUAGACCUGGAAAUUAAUGAAUUGUUGUGUAAGGAGUAGCAUUUUUUUUUUUUUUUUUUUUUACAAUUGUCUGGAAUAAGAAAAUAUUGCCUAUUCAUGUGAUCCAAGGAUUGAAGCUUAUUGCAGACCCUUGCAGGUCCCAGAGGUGCAACAUCCAAGUGGCAGAGAUGGUUGAUCAAAUACUUUAAUGAAGCCAUGGACUUCACAUUUUGCACUGUCAAUCAUACAUUUAUUAAAGCAUUGAUAAAAUCCUAGCAUCCUAGGAUUAGAGGUCAUCUGGUUCAACUCUUACUUGAAGCAUGAAUCCUUGAUAUAAACAAAAACAAGACAAGUCUUUAAAGACUUAGAUUUCAAUAGUUAACUAGUUUUAGUUGUAUUUAGAGCUCAAUUUUCUAUUCAUAAUCUUAAAGUUGAUCAACCAGCAUAUGAAGUAGUUAGGUGGAGCCAGAGUGCACAGAAUAGUCCUGAGUUCAAAUUUGAACUCAGACCAUUAUUAGCAAAUGCAAUCCUGAGCAAGUCAUUUAACUUCUAUUUUCCUCAGUUUCCUCAUCUGUAAAAUGGGGAUAAAUGAGCAUUUACCUCCCAGGGUUGUUGAAGGUUUGGUAUUAGUUUAUAUGCUACUAAAUGUCAAGCACUGUGCUAGGCUGGGGACAAAAAACCAAAAUGGAAACAGUUCCUACCAUCAAAGACUAUGCAUUCAAAUAGGGGAGACAAUAGUCAUCUAUAUAGAUAUGUAGAAAA
Molecule: messenger RNA, 5930 nt
Organism: Sarcophilus harrisii (Tasmanian devil)
Lineage: Eukaryota; Metazoa; Chordata; Mammalia; Dasyuromorphia; Dasyuridae
Gene: ARHGEF38
Product: Rho guanine nucleotide exchange factor 38
Exons: 14
Coding region: 148-2496 (782 amino acids)
Biological process (GO): intracellular signal transduction
Cellular component (GO): cytoplasm
Molecular function (GO): protein binding; guanyl-nucleotide exchange factor activity
Source: RefSeq, a predicted model, not a curated record